Messenger RNA from Arxiozyma heterogenica, 591 nucleotides. RefSeq lists its product as uncharacterized. Gene Ontology annotation, cellular component: mitochondrion. The coding region runs from base 1 to 591 and encodes 196 amino acids. The transcript has a single exon. NCBI's taxonomy places the organism in Eukaryota, Fungi, Ascomycota, Saccharomycetes, Saccharomycetales, Saccharomycetaceae. Gene Ontology annotation, molecular function: flavin-dependent sulfhydryl oxidase activity; flavin adenine dinucleotide binding. The record is from RefSeq and is a predicted model, not a curated record.
AUGCCUGAGUCUACCGUAGAUAAUAGUAAUACUAAUAACUCCGCUGGAACCAAAAAGUUUCCGACUACUGGGCUAACGGGUAGAAAAAUCAUCUAUGAUGAAGAUGGCAAGCCAUGUAGAGCCUGUAACACUCUUUUAGAUUUCAAAUAUGCUACUGGAAAGUUAGAUCGAAAAUCUGUAGCAGCAGCGACAACCACCACUACCACCAGGAGUGUGAAAUCAUCAAAGUUAAAUUUAAUCCCUGGUUCUAGGUCAUAUAGAAGCAUUCCACCACCGAAUAAAGAAGAAAUAGGAACUAGUUCUUGGAUGUUGUUGCAUAGUAUUGUCUCUAAGUUUGAUGAAAAGGAACCAACACAGAUCGAAAAAAUUGAAAUGAAAAGAUUUUUAGAAUUAUUUGGCAAAAUUUAUCCUAUAAAAGAACAUGGUCGAAAUAUGACACAAUAUAUCAAAUCUAAUCCUAUUGAUGUUACUAAUAGAUCUACUUUAGGCCAGUGGUUAAGUAAAUAUCAUAAUUCUGUAAAUGUUAAAUUGGGCAAAGAAUCAUUUGACACUAAAUUUUGGGAAGAUAGAUGGGUCAACGGUUGGGAUUAA